Messenger RNA from Pomacea canaliculata, 1006 nucleotides. RefSeq lists its product as uncharacterized. Lineage: Eukaryota; Metazoa; Mollusca; Gastropoda; Architaenioglossa; Ampullariidae. Gene Ontology annotation, molecular function: cysteine-type endopeptidase inhibitor activity. The record is from RefSeq and is a predicted model, not a curated record. The coding region runs from base 66 to 842 and encodes 258 amino acids. The transcript has 5 exons.
CGUCUACCGACAUCAUCUACCGACAUCAUCUACUGACAUCAGUACAGCAUCUAACACAGAGAGAAAUGAACGUUCUCUUGCUGCUGAGUCUUCUGCCAGCUUUGGCAAGUGGUCGAGUGGGACUAGUUGGGGGUAAAACUGAUGUGACGGUGGAGCCUACCUACCAACCUGUUGUCUUUGCUGUGCAGGCGAUAAACAACCUGUUCCGAGCUAAAGGGGACACAACUCUACGCCAGCUAGCGGAGAUAAUCAGCGCCCAGUCACAGGUUGUUGAAGGAGAAAAGCUCUACCUCACCCUUCGUCUCGUCGGAGCUCCACAGGACGACUACUGCACGGUUGACGUGUGGUAUCGCGUGUGGCUGCGAGACGCGAACCGCCUGAUCGUCACCGGCGGCCCCACGUGCUCCACCCGCGGCAGCAGACGACGGACACCCGGUGGAGUCAGCAGUCGACAGAUACCCGGUGGAGUCAGCAGGCCUGUAGCUCUGGGUAGCAAUCCUGACAGGGAGGUGCUCAAUGCCCUUAACUUCGCCGUCUGCGCCGUCAAUGACGCAAGCAACGACGUGGUUUUCUCGGUGCUGGGCGACACGUCACGUGUGACGUAUACGCAGCAGGUGACUUCUGGGCUGACCUACCGGUUUUACAACGUGCCCCUUGUGACGUCAUCAUGCUGGAAGGAGGCCAACAGUUGCCAAAGGACCAACCUGUGGGCAUGUACGGUGUCUGCUAAUCCCAGGACCACAACCUGCGACUUGACUGUCCAGUCCCAGCCAUGGCUGACCCCUGCUUACACUUUGACAGACAAGAGAUGCAUCGCGACCAGUGUGUCUCCAGGCUGGUGAGAGUUCUGAAAGAGCAGAUGGCCUCGGAAACAUGGCGUCUGGUCCUCAUUGGUGUCAGGUCAUCGACACCAUGGAUACAACUGUGUCUUCAGCUUUGUCUUGAAGACCUUUUUCCCGCGUGUCAGUGUUCUCUGAUAAGCUUAUGAAUUAAAAUAAAAAGAAGC